GGCAUUGCACCGUUUGUGCUCUUUCAGCUCUGAGAGCCUAAACAAUUCUUUGAUAUAAAUUUUUCCAUUCAAAGUUUAAAAAUCAAGAAGAAACAAGAUUUGGGUUUUGGUGGGUUUUUUGUUAUAUACUGAAUCACAUCGAUAGUUCAUUUAAUUCUUUGUUAAAAAUGGAGGGUGGUGACCUCUAUAGAGCUAGUAGUAGUUUACGAAGAGGAGGUUCUUCUAUAUGGACAAAUAAUACAAUACCUGAAGUAUUUUCAAGAUCUUCAAGAGAAGAAGAUGACGAAGAAGCUCUUAAGUGGGCUGCUCUUGAAAGGUUGCCUACUUAUGAUCGUUUGAGGAAAGGUAUAUUGUCUACUGCAUCAAGAAGUGGAGCUAACGAGAUUGAUGUUGGUAGUCUUGGAUUCCAUGAAAGGAAACUUUUGCUUGAGAGGUUAGUGAGAGUUGCUGAAGAGAAUAAUGAGGAAUUCUUGUUGAAGCUCAAGAACCGUAUUGAUAGGGUUGGAAUUGAACUUCCAAAAAUUGAAGUUCGGUUUGAGAACCUAAAUAUUGAAGCUGAAGCCUUUGCAGGAAGCAGAGCUUUGCCUACAUUCAUUAAUUUCUCUAUUAAUAUAUUUGAGGGCUUCCUGAAUUCUCUUCAUAUUCUUCCAAGUAGAAAAAAACAAUUGACCGUCCUCAAGGAUGUUAGUGGAGUCAUCAAGCCAUCAAGGAUGACUUUACUUUUGGGUCCUCCAAGUUCUGGAAAGACUACACUUUUGUUAGCAUUGGCUGGAAAGCUUGAUCCUAAUUUGAAGUUUUCUGGUAAUGUGACUUAUAAUGGUCAUAGAAUGAAUGAAUUCAUACCACAAAGUACCGCUGCCUAUAUCAGUCAACAUGAUCUUCAUAUAGGAGAAAUGACUGUAAGAGAAACUCUAUCAUUUUCUGCCAGAUGCCAAGGAGUUGGAACCCGACUUGAAAUGCUGGCUGAGUUGUCUAGAAGAGAGAAAGCAGCAAAUAUUAAACCUGAUCCGGAUAUUGAUGUUUUCAUGAAGGCUGUAGCAACAGAAGGCCAGGAGACCAAUGUGGUCACAGAUUAUAUUUUGAAGAUAUUAGGAUUAGAAGCCUGUGCAGAUACCUUGGUUGGAGACGAAAUGUUAAGAGGCAUCUCCGGUGGACAAAGGAAGCGUGUAACAACAGGUGAAAUGCUGGUUGGGCCAGCGAGGGCAUUGUUUAUGGAUGAGAUCUCCACUGGCUUGGACAGCUCCACAACUUACCAAAUUGUGAACUCACUUAAGCAAACCAUUCAUAUUCUUGAUGGAACUGCUGUCAUUUCUCUCCUCCAGCCAGCACCAGAGACUUAUGAUCUCUUUGAUGACAUUAUUCUGCUGUCCGAUGGCCAGAUUGUUUACCAGGGUCCUCGGGAACAUGUGCUCGAGUUUUUUGAUUAUAUGGGCUUCAAGUGUCCUGAAAGAAAAGGCGUGGCAGAUUUCUUGCAAGAAGUGACAUCAAAGAAUGAUCAGAAGCAAUAUUGGGUACAAAAAGAUCAGCCUUACAGUUUUAUCACAGUUCAAGAAUUUGCUGAGGCAUUCCAAUCAUAUGAUGUGGGUCGAAAAAUUGGACAAGAGCUUUCAACCCCAUUUGAUAAGUCCAAGAGCCACCCUGCUGCCUUGGCAACGAAAAAGUAUGGUGUUGAUAAGAUGGAGCUGUUUAAAGCUUGCUUCUCAAGAGAAUACUUGCUCAUGAAGAGGAACUCAUUUGUUUAUAUCUUCAAGCUCACCCAACUUGUAGUCAUGGCAAUUAUAUCUAUGACACUAUUCCUGCGAACUGAGAUGCAUCGAGAAGACCUCACGGAUGCAGGAGUGUAUUUGGGCGCCUUGUUCUUCACUUUGGUUAUGAUCAUGUUCAAUGGCAUGGCAGAGCUAUCCAUGACCAUUGCAAAGCUUCCUGUGUUUUACAAGCAAAGGGACCUCCUAUUCUAUCCUCCUUGGGCAUUUGCGCUUCCCACAUGGAUACUUAAAAUUCCUAUUACAUUUUUCGAAGUUGGUGUUUGGGUUUUUAUCACCUAUUAUGUCAUCGGAUUUGAUCCUAAUGUUGAAAGAUUAUUCAAGCAGUACUUUCUGCUCUUAAUUGUUAACCAGAUGGCCUCUGGACUAUUCCGAUUUAUAGCUGCAGUAGGAAGGAACAUGAUUGUUGCUAACACAUUUGGAUCAUUUGCGCUACUUACAGUUUUUGCAUUGGGGGGCAUAGUCCUGUCACGAGAUGACAUUAAGAAAUGGUGGAUAUGGGGUUACUGGAUCUCACCAAUGAUGUAUGGGCAGAAUGCAUUAGUAGCUAAUGAGUUCUUAGGAGAGAGCUGGAAUCAUGUUCCAGCAAACUCAACCUCAACUGAUUCCUUGGGAGUUCAAUUUAUUAAAAGUCGUGGGUUCUUCCCACAUGCAUACUGGUAUUGGAUAGGCAUAGGCGCAUUGACAGGAUUCACAAUAUUAUUCAACUUGUGUUUCACUUUGGCUCUCACUUACCUUAAUCCAUAUGAGAAGCCCCAUGCUGUUAUAUCUGACGAGCCUGAACGUAGUGACAGAACCGAAGGAGCCAUUCAGUUAUCACAAAAUGGAAGUAGUCAUAGGACAAUCACAGAGAGUGGAGUUGGAAUUAGGAUGACUGAUGAGGCAAACCAUAAUAAGAAAAAAGGAAUGGUUCUUCCAUUUGAACCACAUUCCAUCACCUUUAAUGAUGUUUUGUACUCUGUUGACAUGCCUCAGGAAAUGAAAAGUCAAGGAAUUGCUGAAGAUAAAUUGGUGCUUUUGAAGGGUGUCAGUGGUGCAUUCAAGCCAGGUGUUCUGACAGCAUUGAUGGGUGUUAGUGGUGCUGGUAAAACUACUCUGAUGGAUGUGCUGGCUGGUAGGAAAACUGGUGGAUAUAUUGAGGGGGACAUCAGAAUUUCUGGGUACCCAAAGAAGCAAGAUACUUUUGCUAGAAUUUCAGGAUAUUGCGAGCAAAAUGACAUCCAUUCGCCACACGUUACUGUUUAUGAAUCCCUAAUCUACUCGGCUUGGCUUCGUCUAGCCCCUGAAGUUGACCCUGAAACCAGGAAGAUGUUUGUUGAUGAAGUUAUGGAGCUUGUGGAACUAAAUCCACUGAGGCAAGCACUAGUCGGAUUGCCAGGGGUGAAUGGUCUGUCUACUGAGCAGCGGAAGCGGCUAACAAUUGCAGUUGAGCUAGUGGCAAACCCCUCCAUAAUAUUCAUGGAUGAGCCAACUUCAGGACUAGAUGCAAGGGCUGCUGCAAUUGUAAUGAGAACAGUUAGAAACACUGUGGACACAGGAAGAACGGUUGUAUGCACCAUCCACCAGCCAAGUAUUGAUAUAUUUGAAGCUUUCGAUGAGCUAUUCUUGAUGAAGAGAGGUGGAGAAGAGAUAUAUGUUGGGCCAUUGGGUCGCCAUUCUUGCCAUCUGAUUAACUAUUUUGAGGGAAUUGAAGGAGUAAGUAAAAUUAAAGAUGGUUAUAAUCCAGCAACUUGGAUGCUGGAAGUUACCAGUUCUGCACAAGAGUUGUCUUUGGGAGUUGAUUUUGCUACUAUCUACAAGAAUUCAGAGUUGUACAGGAGAAACAAAGCAAUUAUUAAAGAAUUAAGCACUUCAGCUCCUGGUUCAAAGGGCCUCUAUUUCCCUACACAGUACUCCCAGUCCUUUUUAACCCAAUGCAUAGCUUGCUUAUGGAAGCAACGGUUGUCAUACUGGCGGAAUCCACCAUAUACUGCUGUCAGAUUUCUGUUCACCACCUUUAUAGCAUUGAUGUUCGGGACAAUGUUCUGGGAUCUUGGCUCCAAAACGAGGACGCAACAAGACAUUUUUAAUUCUGCGGGUUCAAUGUACGGAGCAGUUGUCUUUCUAGGGACACAAAAUGCGGCAUCUGUGCAACCGGUUGUAGCAAUUGAAAGAACUGUCUUCUAUAGAGAAAGAGCUGCCGGAAUGUAUUCAGCUUUGCCUUAUGCCUAUGCGCAGGUCCUGGUUGAGAUUCCAUACAUUUUUGCUCAAGCAGUUGUAUAUGGUCUUUUAACAUACUCAAUGAUUGGAUUCGAAUGGACUGCUGCUAAGUUCUUUUGGUAUAUAUUCUUCAUGUACUUCACAUUGAUGUACUUCACCUACUACGGAAUGAUGGCUGUUGCCGUGACGCCAAAUCACCACAUUGCAUCCAUAGUUUCUUCAGCAUUUUAUGGAAUUUGGAACCUCUUUUCAGGAUUUAUUGUCCCAAGAACCAGGAUGCCUGUAUGGUGGAGAUGGUAUUACUGGGCAUGUCCAGUGUCAUGGACCUUGUACGGAUUGAUUGGGUCGCAGUUUGCAGAUAUAAAAGAUUCAUUUGAAGGUGGGAGCCAAACAGUGGAAGAUUUUGUAAGAGAGUACUAUGGUAUCAGACAUGAUUUUCUCGGAGUAGUUGCAGCUGUGAUUGUCGGGACUACUGUACUAUUUGCUUUUAUUUUCGCUGUUUCUGUCAAGUCCUUUAACUUCCAAAGGAGAUAAAGAUUUAGUUUGUUGUCUUAUUAUUCUUAUUCUUUGGUUUAUAGCUGUAGGCAUUAUAAUGAAGAAAUUCUAAAUUUGUUAAACAUUUUCUUAGGAACAUUACAUCCAUUUUUUGUAUAGUAAUGAUACAAGGAAAUGUUUCUGUAUUCCUACUGGUGUAUUUGUAGUUCACUUCAGUCAUCCCGGACAGAUGAUGAUGAAAUAAACAUGAUAGAAAUGAAAUAAAGUGAUCCUUCAAUU
This is a messenger RNA of Ricinus communis (castor bean), 4736 nucleotides long. RefSeq names its product pleiotropic drug resistance protein 1-like. Gene Ontology annotation, cellular component: membrane. Gene Ontology annotation, molecular function: ABC-type transporter activity; ATP hydrolysis activity; ATP binding. Lineage: Eukaryota; Viridiplantae; Streptophyta; Magnoliopsida; Malpighiales; Euphorbiaceae. Bases 168 to 4496 code for a protein of 1442 amino acids. The transcript is spliced from 24 exons. The record is from RefSeq and is a predicted model, not a curated record.